Messenger RNA from Salmo salar (Atlantic salmon), 3041 nucleotides. Its product is annotated as lanosterol 14-alpha demethylase. Lineage: Eukaryota; Metazoa; Chordata; Actinopteri; Salmoniformes; Salmonidae. Gene Ontology annotation, molecular function: heme binding; iron ion binding; oxidoreductase activity, acting on paired donors, with incorporation or reduction of molecular oxygen. The record is from RefSeq and is a predicted model, not a curated record.
UUAUUUGUCAGGCGGGGGCAAGACUAACUUCACAUCUACAGGUAGAGAUGCCCAGGAAACAGUAAAAUCUUUCACGUAUUUUCAUUUAGUGCUAUAAUGACAAUGGAUGAAACUAUGCCUUUGGAAUAAAGAGGGAUUUUACUGAGCGAUGGGGAACACUAUUUUCUGCUAAUACUAAUAGCCUGGGGCCUUCUGGAAAACCGAAUUAGAUGUUGUAGAAGCGACAUCACAACCGGAUAACAGAUUCGUUGCAAAUUCAAGGAGUCUGACGCAGUAGCCUACAAUAUUUUACAACAGUUUGAAAGAAACAACAUAAGACGUAACAAUGGCUAUGCAUUUAUAUCAAGUUAGUAGUAUGCUAAUAGAAAAUACAGUCGGGAAAAUGAGUGACAACUUGACAUCAGUGGUCCUUGCCGUGUCUGUGAUAACCCUAACUUUGGGAUAUAUUUCUAAACUGGUGCUCAAACAGUCACAAUCUUCUUCAGAAGAACACAAGAAAUACCCACCAUACAUACCUUCUAGCAUUCCAUUUCUGGGUCAUGCCAUAGCAUUUGGGAAAAGUCCCAUUGAAUUUCUGGAGAAUGCAUAUGAAAAGUAUGGGCCCGUUGUCAGCUUUACCAUGGUGGGCAAAACCUUUACCUACCUUCUGGGUAGUGAGGCAGCCACACUGAUGUUCAACAGCAAGAACGAAGAUCUCAAUGCAGAAGAUGUCUAUUCUCGAUUGACCACGCCAGUUUUUGGAAAAGGGGUUGCCUACGAUGUACCUAACCAUAUCUUCCUGGAACAGAAGAAGAUGUUUAAGACAGGACUGAACAUCGCCCAUUUCAAACAGCACGUUGAAAUCAUAGAGGAGGAAACGAAGGAGUACUUUUCACGAUGGGGAGACAGUGGGGAACAAAACCUGUUUGAGGCCCUGUCGGAGCUGAUAAUCCUGACGGCCAGUGCCUGUCUGCAUGGGAAGGAGAUCCGCAGCAUGUUGGACGAGAAGGUGGCCCAGCUCUACGCAGACCUGGACGGGGGCUUCAGCCACGCUGCCUGGCUGCUGCCCGGCUGGCUGCCCCUGCCCAGUUUCAGACGAAGGGACAGAGCACACAGGGAGAUCAAGAACAUAUUCUACAAGGUCACCCAGAAACGCAGAAGCUCUGGAGAGAAAGUGGACGAUAUGCUGCAGACCCUCAUAGAUGCCACCUACAAAGAUGGGAGGCCCCUAAAUGAUGAUGAGAUAGCGGGCAUGCUGAUUGGUCUACUCCUGGCCGGACAGCACACAUCUUCCACCACUAGUUCCUGGUUGGGCUUCUUCCUGGGCAAAGACAAGGCCCUACAGGACCGCUGCUAUGCUGAACAGAAAACUGCAUGUGGAGAAGACUUGCCCCCACUCAACUUUGACCAGCUGAAGGACCUGACUAUGUUGGACCGCUGUUUGAAAGAGACCCUCCGACUCCGUCCACCCAUCAUGACCAUGAUGAGAAUGGCACGCUCUCCUCAGACUGUAGCAGGCUACACCAUCCCAGCUGGCCACCAGGUGUGUGUGUCCCCGACAGUCAACCACCGUCUGCAGGACACCUGGACAGAGAGGAUGGAGUUUAGACCUGACCGCUACCUUAACGACAACCCUGCCGCAGGGGAGAAAUUUGCCUAUGUGCCCUUUGGUGCAGGCCGUCACCGCUGCAUCGGGGAGAACUUUGCCUACGUUCAGAUCAAGACCAUCUGGUCUACCAUGCUGCGCCUUUACGAGUUCAACCUGGUCGAUGGUUACUUCCCCACAAUCAACUACACAACCAUGAUUCACACCCCGCACAACCCCGUCAUCAGAUACAAGAGGAGACAACACUAAGAGACACUGAGCGUAAAACACAGCAGAGAAAAGAGGUUACACCCAGGAGAAGAGCAAGGCUUUGUCCAAAAUGGUUUCCUAUUCUAUAUUGUACUACUUUUGGCCAUAGCCUCAUAGGGCUGCCUCAUAAGGCUCUGGCCAAAAGUAGUGCACUAUAUAGGAAAUAGGGAGCCAUUUCAGAUUUGCCUCAACAAACAACCUUACCUUUAACGGUUUUAUUUAGAGAACAUUCUUGUACUUGAAUUUAGGAACUGUUCAAAUUAACACAAGAGUUCUGUCUGAAAAUCUAAUUCACUUUACUUUUUGUUGCCCCCACCUUAUGUUUGCUGUGUUUUUAAUUUGCUAGAAUGUAUUGCAAGCCACAGGAGGCUGGUGAGGGGAGGACGGCUCAUAGUAAUGGCUGGAAUGAAGUAAAAUGGAAUAAUGUCAAACACAUGGAAACCACUUGUUUGAUGUGAUACCAUUGUUCAGUUCCAGCCAUUACUAUGAGCCCGUCCUCUGAUUUAAAAGGGACACCAGCCACCACUGAUGUAAGCCUAAACUGAAUCAGUUUGUUUAUUCAUAGCCUGAUCCCAGAUAUAGGCCAACGACCAUAGGAUUUGGCUAUGCAACACAAACAGAUCUGGAACCAGGCCUCAGCUUUUGGCCGUUCUAUUUCAAAAUGUCAUGGUAAUACAUAUAGCUUUCAAGCUUCCACUGUCUGAAAUGUGAUAUGGAGUCCACUGUGUAGGAGUGACAAUACUACUGUAAGAAUGAAUAUUACUGGAGUAAGAAGCACUUAAGCACUGCCUUUUCUAGAGCAGUGAGAAAUAUUAAAACCACUGAUCCUUAUCCAUUGCUUCAUAGAGAUCAGUGAUCAAACCAACCAUCACUGACUUUGUAUGUACUGUCCAUUCAUAAUUGUACAAAGAUAGAGGACCUGGGCUGGGUCAAACAAAGAACAAGGACUUGAAACGGGGAGGGACAACCUGCACUUGCUCAACAAGAGACUAAUUUUCUGUUGUGUGCCCUAAUAAACACGACUUGGUGUAUUGAGUGGGAAUGUUGGAAGGUCAUGGUGUAGUUUGACCAAUGCAGUGCCUUGAUGAUGGAAAAUGAUUACUCCAUUUUGUUUAGAUUGAUUGUACUGUUUGAAGCCUAAUUUUGUGAACAUUUGCACCUUUUAAAUAAAAAUUAUAUCUGAGAUGAUGCCAUGUGAAUUCCAGGA